AUGCCAAGCUCUUUCUUCACUUUCGCUGGGUUGAGCCUCACGAAUGCCUUCUUCAAGAGCAAUCCCCCAGAGAAGUUCAACCCCACCAAUGCCACGAUGGACGAAGCUGAUAGCAUAUCCGUUAAGCUCACCGAGCUCCUACGACACCCGGAAGUAGAUUCCCUCCCCUAUCUGUGCGCUAUAAGAGGUGCUCAAGCUAAUCGUUGUUUCGCUUAGGACCUUGACAGGAUAGCUUCGCUCAAUUCUGAAUUCUCACGGAAGAAAGGCCAUGUUGAUGCACAGCUUAAGGCUGCUCUUGCGACACAACUCAAGGUUACGCAGGUAUAGCUUCCGCGGUGGGCAAACGACUCCCGGGGGGCUUUGGUCACUGAUUAUUUGCUAGUCUGGAAUCGAUGCUAUCAAUGAUGGGCAAAAGAUCUUGAAUGCUGUCAAGGAGGAGAUGGUUAAAGUAUCUACUCUCCCGGAUCGUUGAGAAUGCUGGCCAAACUGAUACGAACGCUUAGAUUGAUAAACUGUGCAGUGAAGCGGAGGAGAUGAUCGAUGAAUUCCCAUUGAUAAACAAGAUUUCGAAGAUUCACCGCAAUUUUGUUGCUGUGGAGGAGAUCAAGUCCAAGCUCCAGGGCCUAGAUUCUCGAUUGGCAGAGGUGGGCCGCAUGCUUGCUGAUGACUCCGGCGACUGUGGGUUUGAGAAUUCAUCCAGCGGGUACACGGCAGAGCUGACGUUAGGGUCCCAGCGUUGGCAAACGAGAUGCCGAACCUUCUACCCAUCCACUUCGCGAUUAUGCAGUUGCAGGAUUUCAAAGAGGAUGUUAUGCACCAGAGCGAGCGAGCGGAUAACGAUGUUAAGGAGACACUCGAGAGCUAUUUUUCACCACUAGAGAAUACUGUCGGAAUGUUUGAUGAGAGGGUUGGGAUCAUUUCUAUGAGCUUGAUCGAGCUGGUUCGAGCUGGGAAUAGGAGUCUUGUUGUUCGUCUUGCAAAGAUCAUCGACUCUGAAGAACGGUCGGACGAGAAGGUCCUAGCUCUUCAGGAAGCUCAAAACAGCCACCAGGAUCUAGCUACAAGGUAUAACGGCCAAAACCAUCCCCGUCAUGAUAUCGCUGACAGGCCGAUUCAAGGUUCAAAUCGAUACAAAAAGGGCCCAAAGUAGCUCGAGGAUAUAAAGAAAAGUUCCUCGCCUGCAUAAAAGCCGCCGCCCAAGCUAAAUUCGAAGCUGCAAAGGAGCGAUUCGAGGACAAUCCGGAAGGUCUGGAAGAGUGUCUGAGCUGGUACUUUGCCGAUUUGCAAACUGUCAAGAGGGAUUUCGUCCAGUUAAUGCCCCGACGUUGGAAGAUCUUCGACACGUACCUUGAAAUCUACCACAACUCGAUGCACGGCUUUCUGAAAGACCAAAUCGGAAAGUCUGACCUCGACGGACAGGGUUUACUAAACAUCAUCCUAUGGAACGGGGAAUAUAAUAAGGGUAUGAAGGCACUCGGCGUCAAGGCAGCCGAACUAAAACCUCAGCUCAUCGACGGCCGGGAAGCGGAGCUACUGAAGGAAUACUCCCAACUGAUUGUCAGAAAGAUGGAAGAAUGGAUGAGCAAGAUAAUGGAGGACGACACAAAGGACUUCAUUCUCCGAACCCACCAACCCAACGAGGAAGACUCAAAAUGGCACAUGCCCAGCGUGCCAACAAUGUUCACCAUGAUAAACCAGCAACUAAAUGUCGCGCUCGACAGCAACAGGGGCAACGUCGUAACAGGAGUCGUGGACGAGUGCGUUCGCCUGCUCAAGGACCGCCAGGCUCGCUGGCAAGCAGUCAUGGCAGACGAAAUAAACAGGCACAUCAAAGCCACCACAAAGGAAGAUCUAGAAGACCUCCCGGACGGGAUCCUGGAGUACAUGAUGGCAGUAGCAAACGACCAAAUCCGCUCGGCAGCCUACACACAGGAAAUCUCGGACCGCGUCGCCCCAAUGCUCUCUAAGAAGUACGAAGACCAAGUCCGCCGCGCGCUGGAAGACGCCAUGAAUGGCUUCGUGGACCUGGCAACCUACUCCCUCGCCCAGAUCAUAGAAAUCAUCUUCAACGACCUCAAACCCCCGAUAAAGAACCUCUUCACCCCAGCCUGGUACAACGGCUCGGACAUGGAGACCAUGGCCACGACUAUGCGCUCUUAUAUCGUCGACUUGAGCCCGGGCCUCGACGCAGACCUGUUCCCGGCAUUUAUGCACCAGCUCUCGGAAAAGACAUGCGUAGCCUACCUCAGCGGCGUGCACAACAGAGGUGCAAAAUUCCGCACUUCCGAGGCCGCAGCGCAGAUCCGCUCGGACGUGGCUGCUGGGUACGGCUUCCUGACGGAGUUCGUUGAUAGGGGCGAGGUCAAAGGUGUGUGGACCGUGCUGGAACACUUCCUUGCCCUCAUUUGCAGCGAGAAAUCGCUUCUCGGCGAGAAGUAUGAUGCCUUCAAGCAGAGUUAUUGGGACCUCCCCAUCACUUGGGUCGAGGCUGUUAUCAAGUGUCGGGAUGAUAAGAGCAAAGAUAUGCUCGAGAUUGUUAGGAGCCGUGGAACUUAUGUGCCUCGGGGCGGAGAGAGCACUAUUAUGUCUAGGUUUGUGGUCCUUUUGGCGAUGGAUUUGGGGGAUUUGGGCUAA
Molecule: messenger RNA, 2634 nt
Organism: Tuber aestivum (summer truffle)
Lineage: Eukaryota; Fungi; Ascomycota; Pezizomycetes; Pezizales; Tuberaceae
Source: the annotation of a GenBank genome assembly